Molecule: messenger RNA, 835 nt
Organism: Cajanus cajan (pigeon pea)
Lineage: Eukaryota; Viridiplantae; Streptophyta; Magnoliopsida; Fabales; Fabaceae
Source: RefSeq, a predicted model, not a curated record
UUCUUCUCUACACCCCUUAGAGAACAACUGCAAUUACUCUAGGAAUCAUUUUGUGCAAGAACCAACCAACCAACCCUAAAACUAAAAACCAAAACAAACAAAAAAAAUGGCCCGUCAACUUAUUGUUCUUGCACUUAUUUUCGUUGCCCUAGUCAGCAUGGCAAUGGCUGAGGCCCCAUCUGCAUCCCCAAAAUCAUCUCCAUCACCAACAUCAGCACCUAAGGCUUCACCUUCACCUUCAUCAGCAUCAUCACCAUCACCAUCACCAAAGUCGUCACCUGCCCCAUCUACCAAUUCGCCCCUAUCUUCUCCUCCUUCCACUUCCCCUUCAGAGGAGGAUGAUAUCUCAACCCCACCAGCCCAAGCUAGCAACCCUAUUGAGCUCUAUGCUCCGGAACCCGAACCCUUUGACACCUUUGGCCCGGACGCUGAUGCCGAUGCAGAGAGUGGUGCCUCCACUCUCCAACUAUCUGUUGCCAUCACCGCCACUAUUGUUGCUGGUUUCUUCGCCUUCUAAGCAAAUUUUGUAGUUGAUGUUGCAUGGGUGGUUACAAGAAAAAAUUGAAUUAGUGGCUGAAUUAAUUAUACACAAUUCUAAAGUUUUCUAAAAAUUUUUGACCAUAAGAUUAGUUAAAAAAUCAUUAAAUUUGGUCACUAAGUCAUUAAUUUUUUUUUUUGUAGUGUCUUGGGAUUGAUUCAAUAUGUUCAUUCAUUAUAUUAUAUUGAAUGAUUGGGAUAGUGCAGAUGGUUGGUUCUCAAGAAUAAAAACCUCAUGUGUAACAUUGAAUGUGUCACAAACGGGCCAUUUUAGAGAUAUUUUUGAAAAUUUCUACUA